Capronia epimyces CBS 606.96 is the source of this 1488-nucleotide messenger RNA. RefSeq lists its product as uncharacterized. NCBI's taxonomy places the organism in Eukaryota, Fungi, Ascomycota, Eurotiomycetes, Chaetothyriales, Herpotrichiellaceae. The record is from RefSeq and is a predicted model, not a curated record. The transcript has 2 exons. Gene Ontology annotation, molecular function: L-2-aminoadipate:2-oxoglutarate transaminase activity; pyridoxal phosphate binding. Bases 1 to 1488 code for a protein of 495 amino acids. Gene Ontology annotation, biological process: biosynthetic process.
AUGGCACCACAGACUGCGACCUCGCCUUCACUGCCUCAACCACACAUUGACCUUCAGAAAGGAUGGCCAACACCGCGCCUACUUCCCAGCCAGGCGCUCCUCGCUGCCGCUGAGGCAACACUCUCCGGGCCGGCACGCGCCACAGAGGCCUUGCUCUACGGACCUAACAUAGGCGACCCUGCGCUGCGAAGAGAAUGUGCCGAAUGGCUGUCUCGCCUCUACUGCCUCCGAUCACCACCAUCACCACCACCACCGGCCGGAUCAGCCUCCCAGAAUGGUGCUCCUGCUCCUGUCCCCAUCUCUCCUGACCGCAUCUGCAUCACAGCCGGCGCGUCGGGAAAUCUGGCCUGUAUCAUGGCCGCCUUUACAGACCCGGUCUACACUCGCCGCGUCUGGAUGGUGGAACCGACCUAUUUCCUGGCAUGCACCGUCUUUGACGAUGCCGGCUUUCAAGGUCGUCUGGUCGGUGUUCCGGAAGAUGAAGACGGUCUGGACGUCGAGCUCCUGCGUCGGCGAAUCGAAGCGGUCGAUCGUGAGGAAGCAGCCUCGGAGCCUAUGUACAAGCGUCCGGAUAGAUAUCCUAAGCUCUACCGGCAUGUGAUUUAUAUGGUUCCUACCUUCAGCAAUCCCAGCGCAAAGACAUACACAUUGGAGCGUAGGGAAGCUCUGGUCCGACUGGCAAGAGAGGUGGAUGCGCUCCUCAUUACCGACGAUUGUUACGAUUUCUUGUCGUGGACAAUGUCAUCCAAAGAGCAAGGGAAAGGGCCAGAGACCUCUCCCUGCAAUGGGACCUCUCCUUUGCACCAGCGAAACGCUCAGGCUCCUCCGCCCCCACCCCGACUCGUCGACGUCGACCAGUCCCUCCCUGGAGGUGACCAGGAAUGGGGCAACGCCGUCAGCAACGGGUCCUUCUCCAAGGUCAUGGGACCGGGGCUGAGAUGUGGAUGGGCAGAAGCCACCCCCAAAUUCAUCUGGAGGCUAAACCAAGUCGGAGCCACGUUAUCAGGUGGGGCUCCGGGCCAAUUCUCCUCCACCCUCAUUGAACAUGUGCUUCGCACCGGUGCGCUCGAAGCGCAUGUUCAAAACGUCCUCAUCCCCCUGUACCAGACUCGGUCUGCCACCAUUCGACGCGCGAUCGAGGAACAUCUGGGUCCGUUGGGGGUGGAAAUCCACAUCGGUCGACCGUACCAUGUCAAGAUGGACGCUGGCCACGACGAAGAGGUCAUUGGCGGCUUCUUCCUGUACAUCUUGUUCCCGCAAGGCAUCCUGGCCGAUGAGGUUGCUGCUGUCGCGCUGAAGGAACAAAAUAUCCGCUUUUUGGCCGCUGGCAUGAUGGCUGUGAGAGGAAGCAAGUCGUCCAGUGAUCUGUUGAAGAGGGGUGCGAGAUUAUGUUGGGCAUGGGAGGAGGAGGACCGGCUCGUGGAAGGAGUCCAGAGGAUAGCACAGGUGUUGAAGGAGAAAUUUCUAACCACCAACGGAUACCAUUAG